GAAUACCGUCAACGCCAAUACAUCAUUCAUCGAAUUUGUAAGACCAGUUCAGUAAAUAUUUCAACUUUAGGACUCAGUGCCUAACUCGCCAUGCUUUCACAUUCAAUCACUUCAAACGUUUAUUCUCAAGAACUCUCAUCAUUAAUUAUCAAUUCAACAUAAAGCAUAGGCUCAUACAAUUAUGAACUGUUAUUUCAAACUGCAAUUUUCAUUAGUUUCAAUGGUUUUGUAAGACUUGGUUCUGCAAUCCUUCCAUCUGGCUGACAACCAAUUCGAGGCAUUUCUGUCAUAUAGAAUGCACUCAAUCUACAUUCAAUCAAUUCAACAAUUAAAUCCAACUUCAGCAACAUAUUGCUUUUCAUCAUAGGCUCUAGACAUCAAGUUAGAGACCCUUCAACUAGUGUGUUCCAAAAACGAUCCAAGCAUCCCAACAUACGUUGGACACUAGAGUCAGCCAGGUCAUAUAUCUACAGCAUAAAGAUAUAUUUUGCAGUAUUUUAUUAAUUAGCAACAUAUUUUCACCGUUGAACCAGCCAAUUCACGGUUACAUUCAUGCAGUUAGUUCACAUAACCUAACUUGCCCACUCGUACUUAGCCAUCCAACAUGCACAUGUAGAAUUGAACUUUCAUCAAUUGUCUUCAUUCAUCGUGGAUUAGAGUCAGAACAUUCAUUACACCCAGUGAAUUAGUCAUUGUGCACCAAGUUCAUAAACUGUUCGGUCAAAAACAUUCAGUUCGUGCGUCAUCGUCCAAAUUCGUCAUAGUUCAACCACGAUUCGGUUCAGCCACUCAUCAUUCGACUCCAAGAGGUCUUCAUCCGCGCCCAAUGACGUUGGAUUCAGCCAAGCAGAGCCAGUACGGGGGCACGGCCGCAUUUGGGACAGACCAGCUCUUCCCUCACCAGGUUUUAUUUCAGAUACGUAAAUUUCAAUUGAUUUAACAAUCUUAUUCAUGGUCCCUUUUCUCAGAGGCAUUUAUUAAUUCAUAUUUUAUGGUAGCUCCCAUUUAUUUGCAGCAUAAUUUUUACAUGACAGUGUUCAUAAACACUUGUACAUUUUUCUUACUUCAACGAUUAUUAUUAUUCAUAAUUCUAACUGAGGUUAGGUCAUACAACUAUCAGCAUAUGAAAUAUAAUAUCAGAGUCAAUUACGCAUUGCUCUACCACUGGAUAUUAUAUGGCACCUUCAACAUUUUUGUACAUUAUUUACUAAAACUUAAUAAGGCGGUUUCAACUGUCCUCACAGUCAUCUUACAGGGCAUCCCUAGUUGUUGUUUCUGUACCUUCCACCAAGCAUUAUUGGUUGUGAAGGCUUUAUUAAUUAUUGAUUCACUGACAUCUCAUAAGAUUCAGGUUUCCAUCUCACAUAUGAGACUUUUUGUAACAUCAAGUUGCCAACAUUCAAUUUUGUAUACCUUAUCUAAUCAUUAGUUAUUAGGUCAAGUACAUUUUUCACAGUUAUUCAUUUAUUGUGUUUUGCAAAGAUUAUUCAUGAAACUUUAUGAAAGGUUAUCAUUCUAUUCAAAAUUUCAUUUAUCUCAAUUCAAUUAUUAUUCAAAAAUUAUUUAAUAUUUCAAGUUGUGAUACUUAUUUCAAUUUCAAUCAUUCCAGUAGCAAUUUUGGAAGCGCACUUAUUAUCAUUAUUCUAAUUAUUCAUGCAAUUAUUCAUAGUAUUAAGUUGUAUUCUUAUUACUCAAAUCAAAUCAAGUUCAAACCUCACAGGUCAAUUCCUACAUUUCUACAUUAUUCUUAUAUCUAUGGAAAUAGGUCAAUUCAUUAAAUACAAGCGGUUUCGAGUGUUCAAUUCAUGUAUUCAGAUUUUUAUCAACAUUUGUACUGCAAUUAAUCUUAAGCAUUGCACAAAGCAAUUCAAUAAAUGUCAAUUGCAUCAUACAUUCUUACAUUAAUUCAUACUUUAAGAUCCUACUACUUGCUUAAAAGUAUUUUCAACACAACAGCAAAUAAACACAUUUAUUUGUCUGUCAUUCAGCGUCCUGAGCUGUUUUCACUUCAUUCACAGAUACAUUAUUGUAUUCUGUCACACCAGAGAGAACGAGAACCAGCGCACUCAAGUGGCUGUUUCUCCGCAUUGAAUUUAUGCGAUUCUGGACCGACAUUGUCUAACCUAGACAGUAUACAUCUACAGUAUUCAUUAUCUACAGUCCACUAUCUUACAAUUCGGAGUUACGCCCGAAUUAGGCCCAGAUAUCUCAUAAUUUCAUGGUCCUCCUCAGCCAGAUCAAGCUGGUGACAUUUGGGUAACCCUCAAAAUUUGCAAAUAUCAAAAUUCAAGCCCUCUGAGUAUUCAGGAUAAUAUUACCCACCAGGCAGGCGUAUAUAGCGCCCACAUUUCAUAUAUUGUGUCUAGCAUAAGUGAACUUAGCACUAUCAUAACCAUAGUUUUUGUAUAUUUCCAGAAGGAAUUCAUUCGCCACGGCAGACAGACCAUACCGCUAUUGUAAGGGCGCCACGCAGCUGCCAUACCUGACCGAACCUUUGUGCAAGUGUUACCAAGACAGUGCUGUGUUACAAGGUUGAAGGUGGAGCUACGUGCGUUCAUGCGAAUCAAUCUGUCCGUGAGCUAUAUCUGUAUCAUUUAUAUUGUGUCACAUUUUCUGAUUAUUGUGUUCAUAUACUUAAUUAAGUAUUUUUCAAUCAAUUAUCUCAAACCGCUUUAGGCAGGUAAAGUUCAAUUGCAUGCGCUUCAUUUGAAUAUUUUUUCAAACAAUUAUUAUCAUUAUUAUUGAAUUUUUAUCAAACAUAUUUAUUAUUCAAUCAAGCGUGAUAUCGCUCAUAUACUCAAUCAAGCAUCACAUUGCUCAUAUACAAUUCUUACGUUAUUCAAUCAAACUCAUUCAAUUUAAUAAUUUCUUCUAAUUGUUAUUUUUGUACGAAUCAAGAUGUCAGUCAAUCGUGACUCAUCAUCUGACUUAGAGUCAGGUGAUUUCCAGGGCUUUUCAGACCCUCCUCCAUCAGCGCCUAACUCAGAAGGUGCUCAUGCAAAUGUCACACAGCCAGCAGCUGUUAGUGCAUCCACUUCAACUCAAGUAGCUUCAGCUACCACUAGUGUUCUUGAUUCUAUUCAUGCUCAAUUAGAGUUUAUCAUUCAACAAGGAGUCAUUACUAAUUUUGACUCGCAUGAGAGCUACUUUGCUGCCCUUGAUUUCAAAUCUGAAAUUCAAGCUCUGAAAGAUGACUUUCAUUCAAGUAUCAAAAAACUCAAUCAAGAGGGUCAAUUCCCUGAUGUCAAACUGUGCCAUACAAUUAGAACUAAGUUUUCACUUAUUAAUUCUAAAAUCAACACUGCCAUCUAUGAAUUUGAAUUACAUCAUAAGGAUGCUGCUAUGAAUUCGCACAUACCAGCACAUCAACGUUCCAUGUUGUCACAACCAGUCCAUGCUAGACUGCCCGACAUUCCUCUGCCUCACUUUGAUGGCAAUUUCAAUGAAUGGCUUCAUUUCAAGGCCACUUUCACUAGCCUCAUCAUUAAUAAUCAAUCUUUGGAUAACACAUUAAGGUAUUAUUAUUUGCGUCAAGCACUUCAUGGGGAAGCACUCACCCGUACCGCCAAUUCGCCCUCAGGGGAUUUCAAACUAGCUUGGGAAUUACUUACUCAAAGGUAUGACAAUGCUUUACUUAUAGCUGAAAAUCAUAUUCUAGCUAUUUUCAACCCUCCCAAACUUGAAUCUCGUUCAGCCUCAUCUUGGAGAGCUUUCAUUGAUAAUCAAAAAACAAACAUUUCAGCGCUGCAAUCAUUGACGCUUGACUUAUCAGUUCAAGAUAUUAUUUUCAUCCAUGUCACUAUCUCUCGUUUCGACAAUUCAACACUUAGAGACUGGGAAAGGUUCCUCUCUAUGAAAUCAAAACUCACACUUGACAAUUUGUGGGAAUUUUUGGAGACUCAACAUAAGGUAGCACAAGCCUUAUCUCACACCAGCGCAUCAAUUACUCAAACGAGUUCUCGCACUACGGCCGCAAGCGCCAAUCAACCCAGCACCAGCAAACCUACUUUUCAGCAGAAGUCAGGUUAUUCGAAUUUCACAACAACCAGCACUCCCAAUGUGUUUAAUAGGUCUACGAAUUGUACAUUUUGUAGCGGUAAUUCGCAUAAUAUUUUCACAUGUCAAUCGCUCAUCAAGAUUCCACUUGCAGAACGAGCAUCCACAGUGCGGCAGAAAAACCUCUGUCUGAACUGCGUUUAUCCUUGGAACAAAUCUCACAGCUGUCGUGGUAGUUGCAAAACUUGCGGUAAGGCUCAUCAUACAAUGCUUCAUGGGUCAAACUUCAACUUCAAGGCGUCCAACUACGCUGUUACAUCCAACUACGCGCGCAAUCGUGCACAGAGUUCCUCGCCAAAGGUCAGCAGGAAACAAUAUUGUGAGUACAACACUCAUUCUAAUUCUCGUCACUCAUCACCUUCGCCGCAGCCGAAGUCGUCGCAGCCAGCGCGCACACAGCGUCAAGCACAGCAUGCCACAUCCAGCGCACCUCCAGCGCAUACCUCGCUCAACUCAGUCGAGCAGUGUUUUAUUUCUCGCUCACCCAGUCCAAGGGAGCGCACAGCCCAUCUCAAGUCGGUCGACCAUUCAUCAGCCUCGUCAUCCACUAGGCCACAUUCCGCACAGUUACAUUCUAGUCAUCAUUAUGACAGCUCAGCUGUGUCUCGCUCUCAUACUCCAGCGAAUCAACCUAGCUCGAGUCAACCACCUCAGCAGUCUUCAAACUCUGGUCGUCAAACGGUUAGCUAUGCUAAUAGCGCCCCUCAAUUCAAAUCAACUCAUGGUCCAAAGGCUUGCAUCAUGCCUACUGUCCAACUUUUGGUUUUCAAUGCUCAUCACCAAGCGGUGCCAUGUCGUGCAUUGCUUGACAGCGGCUCUGAUAGUUGCUUCAUUUCACGUGAACUUGCAUCACGUUUGCAGUUGCCAUCAACCUGUACAGGGAGUAUGGUUCAUACUGUCUCAGGUAGCAAUUCUACCAUUCUCAACGUUUCUUCAUUGGACAUCUAUUCAACAGAUCGUACUUGGUCGCAGCGCAUCGACUGCAUCAUAACAGAAAACAUUACUCCAAGCAAACCUCCUCCAGGAGUUGACUUAUCCACAUUCAACAUUCCAAACAACAUCAAACUCGCUGAUCCCACUUUCUACCAAUUGACAGGUGUGGACAUUUUACUUAACGUUGCCAUCUACGCGGCACUUGAUCAAGCAGGUCGCAUUCAGCUUUCUGAUAGCUGCAUCCUACAAAACACACGACUAGGUUGGGUUGUGUGGGGCUCGAUUCCCAUCUCUCGUCCAAUUGAUGCAGAACCCAUCUCAAAUUUUGUUUCAUCAGAAGUAUCAACUGCUCAAAUCUCUCAUCAACUCGAAAAAUUUUGGAAAACUGAAGAAAUUGACAUUCAAUCCAGCACGCCCACAGAGGAAGUUCACAUUGAGCAACACUUCAUUCAAAACAUACAGCGCUUACCUGAUGGUCGCUUUUCAGUCGCUUUGCCCAAAAAGGACUCGUUUCACACUCUCGGUUCAUCUCGUAAUCAAACACUUCAUCGUUUCUAUUCAUUAGAAAAACGUUUCUCAUCAAAUUCAGAUUUAAAACAGCAGUACGUUGCUUUUAUGGAAGAGUAUCUUGCUCUUGGUCAUAUGUCACUCGCUCCACCUUCACUCCCACAGGAGAGUUGUUAUCACAUACCACAUCAUCCAGUUUUUCGCCCUGAUUCCACAACUACUAAACUUAGAGUUGUUUUUGAUGCAUCAGCCAAAACUACUUCUGGCGUUUCACUCAAUGAAGUUUUGCAUAUAGGUCCAACAGUCCAAUCAGAACUGUUUGAUACUGUCCUACGCUUUCGUACUCAUCAAGUAGCUUUCAUUGCUGACAUUGCCAAAAUGUAUCGUCAAAUUUUAGUUCAUGAGGAAGAUAGAAAUUAUCAACGCAUUUUCUGGAGGUCAAAUGAAUCACAACCUGUUCAAGAAUAUUUUCUGAACACGGUCACAUACGGAACAUCAUCAGCGCCCUAUCUAGCGACACGCACACUCAAUCAUCUUGCUGACAUUGAUUGUUCACCGGAUUCAGCAGUUUUCAACACCAUCAAAUCAGACUUCUACGUUGACGACCUCAUAAGCGGAUGUUCUUCUCUUCCAGAAGCAAUCGAGUUAGCUCAUCAAUUACGCACCACUCUCAAUAAUGGUCAACUUGAACUCAGAAAAUGGUUGUCCAAUUCGCCGGAACUUAUGGCUACAAUUCCAUCUCAUCUCGUCGAGACAGUUCAUUCCAAACCCUUGUCUGAUUCAAAUGACAGUGUGGUCAAGGCACUUGGUCUCAUCUGGGAUUCCAAGGCUGAUCAACUCGCAAUUUCAACCAACGUUUCCAGCAUCAUUCAUAAAUCAUCAUUCACCAAACGAGAAUUAUUGUCAUGCGUCUCAAGCAUUUUUGAUCCACUUGGAUUAAUUUCACCAGUCAUCAUUUUGCCUAAAAUCCUACUUCAAAAGUUGUGGCUUCAUAAACUUGAUUGGGAUCAAAAACUUCCCGCUGAACUUCUAGCUGAGUGGUUAAGCAUUCUUCAAGAAUUGCCUAAUAUUUCCAACAUCACCAUUCCACGUUGUGUUCUACCAUCAGACACAAACGCCACCUACGAACUUCAUGCAUUCUCAGAUGCCAGCAACACAGCAUACGGCGCUUGUCUUUACGUCCGUAGUUCAUCAUCCAGCGGUAUUCAAACUAGAUUAUUCACGUCCAAAUCUCGAGUAGCUUCAAUCAAACCACUCCUUUCAAUUCCUCGCUUAGAACUUCAAGCUGCAUUCUUAUCAACCAAAUUAGUUGUCAAAUCUAUUCAAGCAUCUAAAAUCAAAUUUUCUAAGGUGGUCAUGUGGACCGAUUCCAAAAUUGUUUGCGAUUGGCUCAAAACAUUGCCAAACAGGGCAGAUGUUUUUGUUUCAACUAGAGUUUCAACUAAUCAAAACUUAACCGCUGAUUUCACCUGGAAGCACGUUACUUCAAAAUCCAAUCCAGCUGAUCUUGUCUCAAGAGGCUGCACACCUACUGCACUAAUUCAGAAUCCACUUUGGUGGAACGGACCUUCAUGGUUAUCACAACCUGAUUCAAUAUGGAAUGAAAUUUCAUCCAACUUGGCAGUUUUGAAACCAAUCUCAUCUCACGCUACAAGCGUCACCCUAUCAGUUUUAUCAGCACUCAUCAAAAGGCUUUCAGAUUAUCAUCGAAUCAUACGAGCCACUGCAUACGUUUUACGCUUCAUUCAUAAUUGUCGCAAUCGUCAUCAACCACUAAAUUUCAAUUUAGGAGCUCUUUCAGUCGAAGAAACUCAAGCAGCAGAACUCAAGGUUCUUCAAAUUGUUCAAGCCGAAUCAUUUGCUGACGAAAUUCGCUUGCUCAAGCAAGGCAAAGAAGUGCCCGCAUCAAGCUCAUUAAAAGCUUUUUCACCAUUUAUUCACACGGAUUCGCUACUACGUGUAGGAGGCCGAUUGCAACAAUCCAAUCUCCCAUUUGAUUACAAACAUCAAAUUUUGCUUCCAUCCAAACAUCACUUCACUCGCGCACUCAUCAUGUGCUAUCACCGCAGAGUUCAUCACGAUGGAGUCCAAUCAACGAUGACUGCAUUACGCCAACGUUAUUGGAUCAUUUCAACACGCCGCACAGUCAAAUCUGUUGUCAAGUCAUGUGUCAUUUGCUUUCGCUUCUCCAAAUUCCGUUCGGAGCAAAUUAUGGGUCAGUUACCUCCCGUCAGAAUUCAGGCCGACUUCCCAUUCUUCAAUUCAGGAAUCGAUUAUGCAGGUCCCUUCAGUCUUCUCAUGGGUACCAAAAAGUCUCGCAUCUUCACCAAGGCUUAUCUAGCCAUUUUUGUGUGCAUGGUUACUAAGGCAGUCCAUGUCGAAGUGGUCUCCGAGCUCACAUCCAAGGCUUUCAUUGCCGCGCUCAUCAGAUUUUCAUCUCGUCGUGGGAUUCCUCACUCAAUAUCUCAGCUCAAAUUGAGGCAAUCCUCAAUUCGCGCCCUCUAGUUCCACUUUCGGAAGACCCUCAAGAUCUUCACUACAUAUCACCAGGUCAUUUCUUGAUCGGUCGCCCACUCACAGCGCUACCAUUUCUCAACCCACCCACCACCCAUCAAGACAACAGAUCUCGUUGGAAGAUUCUGCAA
This is a messenger RNA of Nilaparvata lugens (brown planthopper), 8141 nucleotides long. RefSeq lists its product as uncharacterized. The coding region runs from base 2899 to 8001 and encodes 1700 amino acids. The record is from RefSeq and is a predicted model, not a curated record. Lineage: Eukaryota; Metazoa; Arthropoda; Insecta; Hemiptera; Delphacidae. The transcript has 2 exons. Gene Ontology annotation, molecular function: nucleic acid binding.